CAAGCCAGCCCGGCCUGAUGGCCACCGAGGUGGCGGCGGGGCCCAGCGCCCGGCUGCCCUCGUCCCCAGCGCGGAGGGAUUUCUACUGGCUCCGCUCUUUCGUGGCGGGAGGUGUUGCAGGAUGUUGUGCCAAAACAACCAUUGCACCUUUGGAUCGAGUCAAGAUUUUAUUGCAAGCUCAUAAUCGUCAUUAUAAAAAUCUAGGUGUGCUUUCUACAUUGUAUGCUGUCCCGAAAAAGGAGGGUUACCUAGGAUUCUAUAGAGGAAAUGGAGCAAUGAUGAUUAGAAUCUUUCCAUAUGGUGCCAUUCAGUUCACAGCAUUUGGACAGUAUAAAAAGAUGAUAAAGAAGAACCUUGGCAUUUCUGGACAUGUACAUCGGUUAAUGGCUGGUUCCAUGGCAGGUAUAACUGCAGUAAUUUGUACUUAUCCUCUUGACAUGGUGAGAGCACGUCUGGCAUUCCAAGUGAAAGGGGAUCAUAAAUACACUGGGAUUAUUGAUACAUUCAAGACCAUUUACACAAAGGAAGGUGGCAUGCAAGGAUUUUAUCGAGGGCUUAUGCCAACAGUAGUAGGAAUGGCUCCGUAUGCAGGUUUCUCAUUUUUUACCUUUGGUACCUUAAAGAGUGUGGGACUUGCCCAUGCACCUACCUUGCUUGGGAGGCCUUCCUCAGAUAACCCUGAUGUCUUAGUUUUGAAAGCUCAUGUAAAUUUGCUGUGUGGUGGCAUAGCUGGAGCAAUAGCACAGACAAUAUCCUAUCCUCUUGAUGUAACGCGUAGACGAAUGCAGCUGGGAGCCGUGCUUCCAGAUUCUGAAAAGUGCCUUACAAUGGUACAGACACUGAAGUAUGUUUAUGGAAACCAUGGAAUACGAAGAGGGUUAUACCGUGGCUUAUCCCUGAAUUACAUCCGUUGUAUUCCCUCACAGGCAGUGGCCUUCACCACUUAUGAAUUUAUGAAACAGUUCUUGCACCUCAAUUAAAAACAGAAAUGUAAUUUAAAAAGUUCUUCUUUUUUGUUGCAUUU
Euleptes europaea (tarantolino) is the source of this 1024-nucleotide messenger RNA. It is a transcript of the gene SLC25A16, whose product is annotated as solute carrier family 25 member 16. The transcript is spliced from 9 exons. Gene Ontology annotation, biological process: transmembrane transport. The record is from RefSeq and is a predicted model, not a curated record. Bases 18 to 980 code for a protein of 320 amino acids. Gene Ontology annotation, cellular component: mitochondrial inner membrane. Lineage: Eukaryota; Metazoa; Chordata; Lepidosauria; Squamata; Sphaerodactylidae.